GUAAACAAGCGUAAUUGUAGGGUCGGCAUCUUGUGGCAAGUUCACAUCCAGACUCUCUCAUAGAUCGAUUACUCGGCCUUUUAAACCUCCCCCAGGUCAAAGGUUGGAGUUCAACCCGCCCGCCUUCUGGAGGCAAGAGAAACAAGAUGGAAGAUCAACAAGACAAACGGGACUUGUUUUAGUUAAUCCAACUUUUCCACUGUUGAUUUCUACACAUUCAAAUAUAUACAAUUAGCUAGCCAAAGCAAUCUAGCGCCCACGCCUUUUAUGGUUGAUAUAUCAGCUACUUAAGCGAGAUUUCACAGGUUAGCUGAUUGCCAACUGCCGUUAGACUGCUAGCUAGGCUAAGCUAGGUUAGCUUGUUUCUGUCUGGUCGGAGCGUAGUGAGACCUGCCAUCAUGCAGGACCUGAUAGCCACCGUGGACCACAUCAAGUUUGAUCUAGAGAUAGCUGUGGAGCAGCAGCUGGGGGCUCAGCCUCUCCCCUUCCCCGGGAUGGACAAGUCCGGGGCUGCUGUGUGUGAGUUCUUCAUGAGAGCAGCAUGUCUCAAAGGUGGUAUGUGUCCGUUCCGUCACAUCAGUGGGGAGAAGACGGUGGUGUGUAAACACUGGCUCAGAGGACUCUGUAAGAAGGGAGACCAGUGUGAGUUUCUACACGAGUACGACAUGACCAAGAUGCCCGAGUGUUACUUCUACUCCAAGUUCGGAGAGUGCAGUAACAAGGAAUGUCCGUUCCUCCACAUCGACCCAGAGUCUAAGAUCAAAGACUGUCCCUGGUAUGACAGAGGCUUCUGCAAACAUGGUCCAGACUGCAGACAUCGCCACACCAGAAGAGUAAUCUGUAUGAACUACUUGGUUGGGUUUUGUCCAGAGGGCCGGUCCUGUAAAUUCAUGCACCCGCGGUUUGAGCUGCCGAUGGGAGCCACGGAACAGCCUCCUCUACCAGCACAGAUACUGGGUCACCAGAAGCCGUUGCCUUCGCUUGGCCGCUCGUCCCUGUCACUCAUCCAGCUGACCAAUCCUGGGGGCGGGGCGGGUCCUCACCAGCAUCAACACCAUCAACGCCAGCCGUACUCCUCUGGUCCCAGCAUGCAUCAGCACCACAACAACAUGGGAGGAGGGAACAGGGGUCCUCGCCCACUAGACCAGGUCACCUGCUACAAGUGUGGUGAGAAGGGCCACUACGCCAACAAAUGCACCAAAGGACACCUGGCCUUCCUCAGUGGACAGUAACUCUCUCACAACCCCUGUGGUUGGACUCCGUUCAGCUGGAAGACGACCAGAGCAGAAAGUUCUGUCGAUUUUGAGAUGCUAUUUUGAAACUUCCAAGUCCUUCGCUGAGUCCUCAGGACCCUCCGGACAGACAGACCUGUUUCUAGAUCGUCAGACUGGAGGACAGCAGACAGAGAGUUGAAGCGUCUAUGGUCUCCCAGGUAACUAGACGAGUGUUUCCCGACUGCGU
Salvelinus fontinalis (brook trout) is the source of this 1461-nucleotide messenger RNA. Its product is annotated as cleavage and polyadenylation specificity factor subunit 4-like. Bases 399 to 1232 code for a protein of 277 amino acids. The record is from RefSeq and is a predicted model, not a curated record. Gene Ontology annotation, molecular function: RNA binding; zinc ion binding. The transcript has 8 exons. Lineage: Eukaryota; Metazoa; Chordata; Actinopteri; Salmoniformes; Salmonidae.